Cladophialophora psammophila CBS 110553 is the source of this 2064-nucleotide messenger RNA. RefSeq lists its product as uncharacterized. Gene Ontology annotation, molecular function: microtubule binding; GTP binding; GTPase activity. Gene Ontology annotation, cellular component: membrane; microtubule; cytoplasm. The transcript has 6 exons. The record is from RefSeq and is a predicted model, not a curated record. NCBI's taxonomy places the organism in Eukaryota, Fungi, Ascomycota, Eurotiomycetes, Chaetothyriales, Herpotrichiellaceae. The coding region runs from base 1 to 2064 and encodes 687 amino acids.
AUGACCCCAAAGCCAGCAUCCCUCAAUCUCGAAGCUCUUGGCAGUCCUCACCAGGACAGGCGCCAGGCCUAUCUCAGCGUUGUUGAUCAGCUCCGAGAACUAGGCGUCGGUGAGGAUUUGUCGCUACCUCAGUCUAGCGGGAAGUCAUCACUGCUCGAAGGCCUGACCGGACUGCCUUUUCCCGUCGCCAGUGAUCUGUGCACCAGGCAUGCGACGCAAAUCGUGCUCCGCAGGACAGCGGCUUCCGAGGCUGCCCUGCACGUUUCCAUAAUCCCCGGGCCUAGCAACAUCAACAAUGCCGAUGAAAGUGCAAGGUUGGGCAAGUUCGCACGUUCCAUCAAAGAUGGCGCGUUUGGCGAAGCAGAGUUUGCUCGCAUUCUCGAUGAGGCAUCUGAGGUCAUGGGUCUUCCGCGAGCAGGAGCCGCUGACCUGGAAAAUCUGGAGAGGCGCUUUUCCGACAACGUUUUAAAGGUAGAGCUGGCAGGACCAGAGCAUCAUCACCUAAGUGUCGUGGAUGUUCCCGGCCUCUUUCACAAUACCACCCGUUAUCAAAAAGACGAGGACCGUAAAAUCAUUCACAAACUUAUAACGGGCUAUAUUUCAGAUCCACGAACUGUCAUAUUGGCGGUCAUGGAUGGGAGUAACAAUCUGGCAAUGCAAGAGGUUUUUGAAAGGGCCCGUGGGGUUGAUCCACGCGGCUACAGAACCGUAGGUAUCAUCACCAAGUGUGACCUUGUGCAACGUGGUGAUGAAGUCGGGGUUAUCCGCCUCGCGCAAAAUACCGUCGAGAAGCUGCAGCACGGAUGGUUUGCCGUCCGAAACAGAUCUCCUGCAGAAAUCAAGUCAGGCGUAUCUUUGAAAGAACAUCACGCAAAAGAGCGGGAAUUCUUCACGGCCAGCCCAUGGAGCGAGCUUCACAAAGAUAGGGUGGGUAUCCCGGCCCUGGGGACAUUCCUUGCGCAACUUCUGUACGAACACAUCCGCCGCGAAUUCCCUGCCGUGGUGGUCGAAAUCGACAACCGAUGUAGGCGGCUACGGGCCGACAUCGAAGACUUAGGCCCACCUCGGCAGUCAACCAUGGAACGGCGCCAAUAUUUGAAUGGAAUCGCUAGCAGGUAUCAAAAGAAGGUCUCGGAUUCUCUCAAAGGCAUCUAUGAUGCCGUCCUGUUGCCCGAUCACCCAUUGAAAUUGAGGAUGCAUGUGCGAAAUUUGAGCGAUGGUUUUGAGAAAGAGAUGUCGAAGCAAGGCCAUACCAGAGCAUUCAGAAAUACUAACGACAAGGAAGACCCAAUGUACCAAUCUGAGAACUCAGAGGCUUCCACCAUCUACGAGUGGAUCCGGACAUCUUAUCUCGAGUCGCGCGGCUGUGAGCUGCCGGGCUGCGUCAACCCGGCUCUGAUUGAGAACCUCUUUCGCCAACAAACAUCCAAGUGGCAGGAACUGGCAAAGAAGCAUCUGGAGAGUGUGAGGUCGACUAUCGAUUCUUUCCUCACCGCUGUUCUUCGCCUGUUGAUCGUUGAUCCGACAAUUCAAGACCGUUUACAGGCUCGGCUGACGCCCGUGUUUGAUGAAUCUGUCACCCAAGCCUACCGCACCCUUGAAAAUGUUCUGGGUGACGAGAGAGGAGGGAUCUUGCAAACCGUCAACCACUACUACGCGGACAACCUGGCUGCAGCACGGAAGGAGCGCGUCAUCUUGCGAUUGGAGAGGCUCGGGAUCGCAGAUGGCGCUUUCGUCCAGGCAGAUCUUACGGCUCUGGCCAACGCCGCACACCUGGGCAACGAAGACCAAGCGGUCUAUGACAUCCACGACAUCCUCAAGGCAUACUACAAAGUAGCCAUCAAAAGGUUCAUGGACAAUGUCGUCAUGGCGGUGGUAGAGAGGUGGUGGCUGGCCCUUGGCGGCUUCGUGGGCAUGUUUGACGGCGAAUUUGUCGGCAAUCUCUCGGAUGAGGAUCUCGCAUCCAUUGCUGCCGAGAACCAUAGCACCACCCAUGCGCGGGCCGACUUGAAGGAGAAGCUCCGCCGCUUUGAAGAAGCUCAUCGCAUUGCAAGAUCAAUUUGA